Molecule: messenger RNA, 1620 nt
Organism: Malassezia globosa CBS 7966
Lineage: Eukaryota; Fungi; Basidiomycota; Malasseziomycetes; Malasseziales; Malasseziaceae
Exons: 1
Coding region: 1-1620 (539 amino acids)
Biological process (GO): double-strand break repair via nonhomologous end joining; telomere maintenance; DNA recombination
Cellular component (GO): nucleus; Ku70:Ku80 complex
Molecular function (GO): damaged DNA binding; double-stranded DNA binding; telomeric repeat DNA binding
Source: RefSeq, a predicted model, not a curated record
AUGGCAUUUUGGCACCACAUGAUCGAAGAUGUGCAAGGGAGUGCAAUGGAGCCCCUUUCCAAAGCUUGUAGCGAUGCAUUGGCUCCUACCCUGCAUAUGUCCACCUCAGCACCAACACGCACCGUUCUUUCCUUUGGCAACGUACAUGAUUUUGAGAAGGCAUCGUUGGACAUCCCUGUGCAUAUCCUUAAGGCGACGGCACUUCAGCGCCCUCAGGCACCACGGCGUGUGAUGAAAGGGGAAGACGACAUGCAUUCAAAGCGGCAUGUCGAAUCGCGGCGCCUGCUAUAUCGUGCGGACGAUUUGCUCAAGGUCCAUAAGGCUGGUCAUGCCAUUGUUCCCCCCACCGCACAUACUGAGAUGGACAAUGUGACGCCCCUCCCUGAAGAAUGUGCUGCUUUCAUUCAACGCGCGUACAAACUUGGCGCGUCACUAGUGCCUCUAGAAAACGCGCCUCCAGCUUUGCCAACGGAAGCAGGCCUUGAAAUCUUGCAUUUCGUGAGUGCGAGCACAUACCGUCGUGAGUACCAUAUGGGCGAGACCUAUUAUGUCAUUGCGCAUCCCUCGUCAAAGCGCGCUCAAGUCGCGCUUUCUAGUCUCGUUCAGGCGGCAGCUGUCAAGGGCGUAUAUGCGCUAUGUCGACUCGUGACACGGCCAAACGCUGAUCCGAAGCUGUGUAUUCUUGCGCCACUCAUCGAGAGUGAGUACGAUGCAUUCUAUCUUGUUCAUGUGCCGUUCCGUGACGACGUCAAGCGUGUGGCCUUCCCACCGCUCGAUCGAGUUAUGACCAGCACAGGUGCUUCCAUCUUUGAGCACCCGACGAUCCCGACAAACGAGCAACAGUCAACCAUGGACGCCUUUGUUGAUCAGAUGGACCUAAUGGACAUGGAUGAUGAGGGCGAUCCUGAGGGUUGGUACACACCGACAUUGAGCUACCAUCCAGCCAUUCAUGGCUUAAAAAAUGCGAUCAAAUGGCGCUACUUGUAUCCACAAGCGCCGUUACUUCCGCUCCAUGCUUCUUUGCAACGUUUUCUUCAUGUGCCCCGGCGUGUCGAGGAACGUGCUCGUCCUGCCCGAGAUGCUUGUGCCGCUGCGUUCGGUGUGCAUGUUCCUCCAUCUCUUGUACCAACGGCGAAGCGCAAUGCUGGUCGAACAAAUGACGCGGACAUACAUACCGAUGCAAAUUCAGACACUAUCUCCUUGAAUCUGAUCCAAAGUGACAGCAAGGCAGUGCCUAAUACUGCGCCUGAGUCUGGAAAACUCACUCACUCUGACUCAGAUACUGACACCGACACCGGCUCCCCGCGAGCUCAUGACAUCGACCAAGACCCUCUAAACAAUCUCCGUGAGCAAGUGACUGUUCUAUCCAACACCCCUAGCAUACGCGUUGGAGAUGCUGGUCACCUUCGUCUGAAUCAUCUGAAGCCCGACUUCGAGGCGCUCCUUUCAACGGCGGCUGUGUCUGAGACGUGUCACGCCAUGGCACAAGCGCUUCUCGCUCUUGUUUCCGAAAAAAAAGAUCUAUCUGUUCUCAUGCCAGCGUUGCUUUCUUUUCGGCAGCAUGCAGCUGAGCUCGAUGAGGCCCUCACAUGGAAUUCGUACGUAUAUGAACCUGGCUGA